Messenger RNA from Aaosphaeria arxii CBS 175.79, 951 nucleotides. RefSeq lists its product as uncharacterized. Bases 1 to 951 code for a protein of 316 amino acids. The transcript is spliced from 3 exons. Lineage: Eukaryota; Fungi; Ascomycota; Dothideomycetes; Pleosporales. The record is from RefSeq and is a predicted model, not a curated record.
AUGUCAAAGCGCUCGGCUUCCAAGCGAUAUAUCAACCUGCAGGACGGCUCAUACAAUGAUCGCGAACACACACCGUGGUAUUGGCGCCUCAUAGCGCUGAUUGCCUCUUGGAUGAUUCUAGGAGGCUAUCUCAUUCUACCAGGCCUGUAUGCAAAAGAACCAGACCUCAAAUUCAGCCAACCCGUGCUCACGGUCUUUGUGGUCGCAUUGCUCACGGCAGGCUAUUCUUUCACAGCGCUACUAUGCUUUGCAUGCCGCAAUGAGCUCUUCCAGGCCGAGCAGAUCUUCUUGCCCGCCCUCACCAUGUCCGCCAUCGGCCUACUUACGAUAGCAUACAACUUUUCAUCGUCCAAUCGAUUCGAAUGGGGCACGGCUGCCAUAACUGCGAUCAUUAUCGCCACCGCCGCGACCGUCCUUUACAGUGGUCUCUUACUCUGGACCCACAGGCGGAUCGUCAAAUUGAGGGAGGCCGCGGGCUCACGCUCAAACCUCUGGUCCGAGCCCACGUUUUACGCCAACUACCUCCAAAAUGUGUAUCCGACCGCCACGCGUGCAACCUCCCCCCGGCCCACCGAAAUCCCCCUGUCGGAGGACGACAGGAUCACCCAACAGAUGAAGCUCCUCCUGCUCACGAAGAGCGACUCAAGGCCCUCUCCCGACGCCUCCAGCGCAACGUUCCGCAUAGACCUGCCAGAAGACGAGGAAGAAGCGAGACGACUGGCAACCAGCUCUGAGCUGGUCGGCACACCGCACACCGCAUACACAGACUGGGACAGGAACCGCAAUCGCGCGAACAGCAGGCCGGACAGCCUCUCAGAACAGCAGGCGUGGGAUCGAUGGGACCGCGGAAGGACGCAGAACCGACCGUCCAGCAUCGGCGCACAGAGCACGCAUUCGCGGGCAGUCAGUCGCGAGGAGCGGAGAAGAGAAAUCGAGAUGGGAGCGGUAUGA